CUCGACUGCUCGAGCGCUGCGCCGCUCGGCUGCCCGGCUGCCCGGCUGCCCGGCCGGCCGAUCGGGCAGUCGGCCACUCGGCCGGGCCGGCUUCUUCGGCUCGCAUUGGCUUGGCUAUCAGUCGUUGUGGAACGACUGAUCCUAUCGUUCGACCGAAAAACACUGUGCCGUGUGUCGUGUCGCGUAGUGCCAUGCUAUUCCGCCGCGCCGGAAUGUCGCAGGCAGUGUCACUUUGAUCUGGGCAGGCGUGUGCGCGGCUAUGGGACCGACAGCUAAUCGUAAUUAGUAUUGACGACAACCUUUCGGUACUUUCGGUAAGCUUGGUAAGCUCGAUGAAACGAAUCGGCCCGACUACGAAAACCGUCGGCGAAGAUUCCUAGGCAUUCCUAGGCAUUCCUAGGCAUUCUCAGAGCCAGAGGAGCAGCAAAGGUUGGAGGCCACCGGAAGGUCUCGAACGGCAUCAUCAGGGCUUAGGCUGGCACCACGAGGAUGGGCUCCAGUAAUGUGAGUUUCGUGGGGCGUGGGGGGUGAUUAAGAGUGGCCGGUCAACUCAUUGGGAAGUUGCUCGACUCGAAUCAGGGGUGGAUCUCGGGGGGUCGAAAGUCAUUGAGCAGCCCUGAAGUGGCAGAGUGCCGGACGAGGAAGAGAGGAACCGACUGCAAGAGAAAGAAGCAGAAAGGCUGGGCAGCGAGUCUGGCGCUGGAGGUGGAUGCUGAGGUAGUGGGGGCAGAGAAAGGGCGAGAGGGAGGAGGAGCGUGAAGGAGUGAGGUCGAGAGAGAUUGGAGCGAGUCGAGCCGAGAGGAACCGAGACAGAUCGAAAGGAGUCGCGCGAGAGGAAUCGGGAGGAAAGCAGAGAGACGAAGGUGGCGGCGACCAAGCGGGACAAGGAGAAAGGUAGACGGCAGUGGCACUGGAGUUCAGGAAGCGCACCUGUCCUCGUUUACCUGGUUCGCCCCGCCCCGACCAAUAGACGGCCUACCGUCCCGAUGACGUCACACCUGGGCAUCGAGGGCGGAUGGUAGGGGCAAAUCCAGCAGGAGUCCCUGAGAUCAACCCGGGGGUGGCUGGUGGGGGUCACAGGGCUGAGAGAGACCUGCCUCGUGAAUUACGCCGAACUACGGCGGAGCGAGCUGAAGCGAGGGGCGAGGUCUCGUACAUCCUCCCCUGCGUCUCCUCGUUUCUUUGCUCAUUCGCUCUCCUUUGCUUUCUCUCUCUCUCUCUCUCUCUCUCUCUCUCUCUCUCUCUCUCUCUCUCACUCUCUUCCUCCGGACGGCUGCGGUCCGUCCUGGCCAGCCGAGAAGCGCCAAAGCGAUCGAGCAUUUCCCACCUCCGGCUCGUCCGGAAAACGUCCAUAGUGUCUGACCUUCCUUUAAACCGCCUCCAGUAAAGAUUUUGACGUUUCGCGAGAGUCACCAUCAGCAUCACGUAGCCCAGCUCAGGAUUUCCGUUUCGUUCCCACACGUCGCCUUCCCGGUAGUUCGCUGCCUCCAAAGUGGGGCCCAAGAUAAGAAGCGGAAGGCACCGGGAAAAAGAGGAGCCAGCGAGGCACUAUCGAAAACUCGAGGAGAACCGUGAUAACGAGGCGAGUGGGAAGUCAAGAAGAGCCGGCGGCUCGUGCUCGUCCAGUGUCUGGAUAGUCGGAAGUCGCGAAUCGACUCAAUAUAAACAAAUAGUUGCUCGAGAUCGGUGAUUCGUUCGGUGAGCGGGUGGGUGGUGAUGGUGCGCGCGUCUCGGGCCUACGAGAUGUAGGGAUCGCGGGAUUCGGAGCAAGUGGAACCAACGGGGUCCAGUGCUUUGCGUUCGAGUUGCAGGUAGAGGUUCAAGUGACAGGUGUGGUGUGUCGCUGUGUCGCGGUGGUUAUCGAAGUAAGUGCAGGGUGUGAUGCCCUGGUUAUGGUUAGCCAGUGAGGUAAGAGGAAAGAGGAGGACCGGCCUGCGAUCGUGCCGCGAGAGAAAGGAGCCAUCGACUCACUGACCUCCCUUCGAGGGUGUGAUUAUGGUGUACAUCGUGGUAGCGCCGGCAAACCACAGGAAGCGGGCCUUUCUGCAAAUUCUGGUGCUUCUGUCUUUCUGGCUGCCCACGCUGGAGACGGGACUGGUUCUCGGCUGCGGGCCCGGAAGGGGUGGCGGCAGGAGACCCAUGUUCCGGAAGCUGACGCCCCUCGUCUUCAAGCAGCAUGUGCCCAAUGUCAGCGAGAACACCCUUCCAGCCAGUGGACUUAGCGAGGGUCGUGUCUCCAGACACGACUCCAGAUUCCGCGACCUCGUGCCCAACUACAACGCGGACAUCGUCUUCAAGGAUGAGGAGGGCACCGGCGCUGAUCGUCUAAUGACACAGAGGUGUAAGGAGAAGCUGAACACCCUGGCGAUCUCGGUGAUGAACCAAUGGCCGGGGGUGAAGUUGCGCGUGACGGAGGGCUGGGACGAGGAGGGGAAGCACGCGACGGAUUCGCUUCAUUACGAAGGCAGAGCCGUCGAUGUGACGACAAGCGAUCGGGACCGUUCCAAAUACGGGAUGCUGGCGAGGCUGGCCGUGGAGGCAGGAUUCGACUGGGUCUACUACGAAUCUCGAUCUCACAUACACUGCUCCGUCAAGUCCGAAUCCUCGUCCGCCGGAAAGUCCGGAGGAUGCUUCCCUGGAAGCAGUCAGGUUAGAACGGAAGACGGAUCGAGAAAACGGCUGGAUCAGCUGCGCCUUGGAGAACGCAUCGCUGCGCUGGACGCGCGCGGCAACCUGCUUUACAGCGAGGUGAUCGCCUUCCUCGAUCGUUCUCCCAAGGAGAGGAGACAGUUCCUCGAGCUGACCACGGAGUCCGGCCACGUGCUCACCCUGACACCAGCCCACCUGGUGCCCGUCCAAGGGAAGGCGGCGGUCUUCGCUGCGCGAGUCCAGCAGGGAGACAGGAUUCUCGUGCGAGACGACGACGUCCGGAACAACGAGAUGAACCAGCUGAACCAGCUGAACCAGCUGAACCAGAUCAACCAGAUCAACGAGAACCUCCGGUGGGAUCGAGUUGCGCGGGUCGAGCUAGUCCUGAAGGAGGGUAUCUUCGCACCACUCACCACGGAAGGAACUCUCCUCGUGGACGACGUCGUCGCUUCCUGUUACGCAGUUGUCGACAGUCAGAUGAUCGCCCACUACGCCUUCCUCCCGCUGAGAAUUUUGAACAAUCUCAAGUCCGGAAUCCACAGAUUAGCCAGCCUGAUGACCGGGCCUGUGACUUCGUGGAAGAUGCCCGAGAGGAGAUACUCGGAGACGAUCGACGUUAACGCAACGAGGCAUUCAGCAGCAGCCACUGGGGUCCACUGGUACGCCUCCGUCCUCUAUUCCAUCUCCGCGUACGUGCUGCCAGCGCAGAUGCUCUAUUGAGUCGCAUCAAUCGCGGAUGUGCGCGUCAUCCUAGGUUCAAUGGUCAUUGGCUGAGCAACGGAGCGCCCUCGCGCGUUCCGCGACUUCCGUAGGAGGAGAAGGAAGGAAGCGAAGUUAAUGUCAAAGACAAGAAUGAAGACGAAGGGGAAGGAGGGCAGUGGUCGCGUCCCGCCAGUCUUUUCAUCGAAAUAACGAAGCUUUAGAGA
This is a messenger RNA of Cephus cinctus (wheat stem sawfly), 3575 nucleotides long. RefSeq names its product tiggy-winkle hedgehog protein (gene hh). The transcript is spliced from 3 exons. The coding region runs from base 1996 to 3369 and encodes 457 amino acids. Gene Ontology annotation, biological process: intein-mediated protein splicing; protein autoprocessing; multicellular organism development. Gene Ontology annotation, molecular function: calcium ion binding; patched binding. The record is from RefSeq and is a predicted model, not a curated record. Lineage: Eukaryota; Metazoa; Arthropoda; Insecta; Hymenoptera; Cephidae.